Molecule: messenger RNA, 3478 nt
Organism: Betta splendens (Siamese fighting fish)
Lineage: Eukaryota; Metazoa; Chordata; Actinopteri; Anabantiformes; Osphronemidae
Gene: hoxb9a
Product: homeobox B9a
Exons: 2
Coding region: 1-849 (282 amino acids)
Biological process (GO): proximal/distal pattern formation; DNA-templated transcription; embryonic skeletal system morphogenesis
Cellular component (GO): nucleus
Molecular function (GO): DNA-binding transcription factor activity, RNA polymerase II-specific; RNA polymerase II cis-regulatory region sequence-specific DNA binding
Source: RefSeq, a predicted model, not a curated record
AUGUCCAUUUCUGGGCCUCUCAGCAACUAUUACGUGGACUCCAUAAUAAGUCACGAGAGCGACGAACUCUCAAGCCCGGCUCGCUUUCCCAGCGUCCAGUACUCCGGCUCGAGCUCGGCUGCAGCUGCGGGGGGAAGGCAGCCUGGCGGCGCUGCGCACGCGGAGCAUCCCCAUCCCGACUCCUACCCGUCCUGUAGCUUCCAGCCCAAGCCUCCGGUCUUCUCGUCGUCCUGGAGCCCGUUCAGUCCGCAUCAUGGUGCCAGCGGCCUCCCCACUGUUUACCACCCGUACAUCCCGGCCCAGCACGUGCCUUCGGCGGACACGCGGUACCUCCGCUCGUGGCUGGAGUGCGCGCCGCGCGGCUCCGACUCGGUGCCGGUGCAGGGCCAGACCGGGCAGGUCAAACUGGAGCCGCAGCUCGGCCACCUCGGCGGGGAGAUCGCCUCCAAAAUCGGUGGGCAGCACCACCACGAGACAACGACGUACAUCCUGGAGUCCACGUCGGCGGCUGCGCGCGAGCUGAGCCACCAUCCGUCCGCCAUCCCCGGAGCGGGAUUCGACGAGAAUAAGGAUAUUUGUGAAGGGAGCGAGGACAAGGACGGCCUGGAUCAAAAUGACCCCUCGGCCAACUGGCUACACGCUCGCUCCUCCAGGAAGAAGCGAUGCCCGUACACCAAAUACCAGACCCUGGAGCUGGAGAAGGAGUUCCUGUUCAACAUGUACCUCACGCGCGACCGGCGACACGAGGUGGCGCGCGCGUUGAACCUCACCGAGCGCCAGGUAAAGAUCUGGUUUCAGAACCGCAGGAUGAAAAUGAAGAAACAGAGCAAGGACCAACCCAAGGACUAGCGGAGCUGCUCCGCGGCGCGAGCGCGCGCACUGUUUGACGCGGCCAACAUCACCAACCGAGUCCAGUUUGUCCUCCAUGGCGGAACACAGCGCAGAUCCUCCAAAGUCCUGCUUCUAAUUAGUUCUUACCUUCAGUGUCACGUGAGCUUCAACCCAGUAACACUAAUCUAUACAGGUGAUCGAUAGUGUAUUGAUCUGUAACAGGCGACGAGGACAUCGCCGUGUUAACACUGACUCCUAUGAACGUCUGAUGAAGCGAUGACGAGUCUUUGGAAUGAUUUGAGUUUUUGAAGGAUGAAGGAUGAUUCACAGACAAGCGUCACUUCGUCCGGGACGUCAUCAGCUUUGACAGUGGACUCUACUGUUCGAUGAGCAGAUUUUAUAUUAUGCUAUUGAUUAGGCUUUGAUAUUAGGCUACAUGUAGGGGAGGGGGGCUGGAGGGAAUAGUAAGAGAGAGGGCUUUAUUUUUUCAUCUGCUCUUUCUUUUAUUAGUUAUUUAUCAUUCAGUCGCUGACACCAGAGGCGCGUGAAGGUGCUGAAACUGGAGUUUCCCAUAGCCAUUAAUAAAAAAGAAGGAACGGAGUAGGCCGCACACACACACACACACACACACACACACACACACACACACACACACACACACACACACACACACACACACACACACACACACACACACACACACACACACACACUGCUUGUUCUUCUGUCUCUCUGAUUAGAGCAGCGCUCGAUGUUCGCCGCUGAUACAGACCUGCUUGGUGCCGGUUCUCGGUCUAACUAAUGAGCCAACAGCACCUGGGGGGAGGUGGUGGGAUGAUGGGGUCGGGGUGUUGGCCCGACUCAGCACCUGACUCAGAUACGAUUAGGCUUCUGUCGAUACGGUACAUCCCCUCCCUUCGGCUCCUGUCUGGAUGCUUUAUGCGCCGCCUGCGCCGGGAGUCGCCUCCUGAGUCACACGCGCUGAGUGCGAGCGGGGUUCGUUUGGCACAAAUACGCAUCCGCGUUUAAGGGCAGUGGGAUUCAAACACGAGGUGAAUUCAUACGACUCGCACCCAUGCGGAGCUGCGCGAACUGUUUCUGCUCUGUGGUCGUGCUGAGCGGUAAACACGCCGCCAGAGCGGUCGAGGAUCCGCCGUCGCUGCUAAAAGGGUUUUGCUGUAUAGUUGCUCUCGUGUUCAGGCUCCUUGUUGCUGUGCGCUCCACGGGUUGUCCUACGGGUUUCUGAUCUACGAAGCAGCUCUAUUUUUAUACACGUGAGAAGCUGAGGCCAUUUUAUCUCAUUCUAGUAAAUAAACAGACAUGUAGCCUGCGCUCAAACGGUUUACUGAGACAUAUUCUAUAUACUUAAAUAUCACAGAGCUUCUAUUAUAAGAAUACAUUAUCAUACACAACAAAGAAGAUUUAAUCACUAACAGAAAGCAAUGUUCUAGCAAUAGUUUCUACAUCGUGUUGGCCUUUUGUUUAUACAGAGUGUUAAAGAGGCGCCUGCGUCACUGAACGUGUCAGCCGCAGUUAAACGGCGUCCGACGUCCGGUGGUUUUAUGAGCUGAUCAUAAACAGCACACAAAGUUUACAACGUUUGUUUGUGUGUCAGUGUGCUCUGGAUUUCGGAGCGCGCGCACACACACACACACACACACACACACACACACACACACACACACACACACACACACACACACACACACACACACACACACACACACACACACACACACACACACACACACACAGUGUUUCACAUUCCAUGAUUCCACUGCGCUUCGUUACAGCCCUUUUUUAAGUCUUACGCAGAGACGCGCUUGGUUUUCUGGACGUGCCGCAUCAAAUCCUCCCUGAGUACAAAUGUUUACAUGGGUUUCGCAUGCAUCAAGUCUUUCGUCCAGUUGAAGACGUUUUUCGUCGUUUAGCUCUUUGUGUGUUCAGUCUGUUGGACGGAAAUGCUUAUUGAAAAAAAAAACACAUUCACGAUAGGAAAUAUUUCUAAUUUAUUGUAUAUAUUGUGAGUAGCCUCGUCUUUCGUAUUGGAAUGAUUUGAAAACGCUGUUUUGUCUUUUAGGGACAUGGCAUCUUACUGUAAUAUAGAUUACAAUAUUUGGGUUGUUUGUGUGUAAUAUUUGUGUUUUCAUGUUGUGGUGCCGACUGUCUGAUGAUCUGUUCUCAUGUCAGUGCGAUGAAUUUUUCGUGUCCUUAUUAAACAGUAAAAUGCCGCUAAGUAUUGGGACAGAGAGGUCGAAACAGUUUGAUUACGAUGAAGCAACUCCUCUAUGUAAAAUAUGAUAAUAAUUAUUAUUAUUUUUAUUGUUAUGUGACUUAUUGACGUUGUUUUCCUGCCCUUUGCCUGUAGUGUUUCUCGCUUCCUGUCCCGGUAUUUAGUCUCCUGAUUAGAGGAGCAGUUUGUGGAGUUUUCUCUUGCUGAUGGAAACGAUGGCAUUUUAUUUCCCUCUGCUUUUUUUAAUGAGACUCUUCGAGGCCAUGUGCACAGUAAACUCCAGCCACUGAUCCUCUGUUCUGUGUGAAAUGUUCCAGUCCCUUCGUUGUGUGUUUUUCUUCCAUGUCUUUUUGUUUCUUUGUGCGAUGGCACUGCUGAUGCUGGAUUCCUAUUAAAGAACAAACUUCACACUAA